This is a messenger RNA of Phycodurus eques (leafy seadragon), 6129 nucleotides long. It is a transcript of the gene ldlrb, whose product is annotated as low density lipoprotein receptor b. The transcript has 18 exons. Gene Ontology annotation, molecular function: calcium ion binding; protein binding. Lineage: Eukaryota; Metazoa; Chordata; Actinopteri; Syngnathiformes; Syngnathidae. Bases 121 to 2652 code for a protein of 843 amino acids. The record is from RefSeq and is a predicted model, not a curated record.
AAGGCUCCGCUCGCCCGCCGUCGCUUCUUACCACGUUUGGGUCGCGCUCGUCAUCCUCCGUCGGUCGUCGCGGUGCUCUUUUCUGUCGCGGAAGUGGGGCAAAGUAACGAAGUGCGGGACAUGUGGCGACUGACGACGUGGCUCGUGCUUCUUCUUCGUUGCUCGGCUCUGGCAGCAUACGAAUGCAACUCGAAUCAGUUCCAGUGCGGCAACGGCCACUGCGUCACCCGCAGAUGGAUUUGCGACGGCUGGGACGACUGCGGCGACAGAACCGAUGAACUCACUGAAAACUGCUUGGACAAACGGUGUCUGGAGUCCGAGAUGAACUGCGGUCCCCCCCAGCAGCAGUGUGUGCCGCUGAGCUGGCACUGCGACGGCGACCUCGACUGUCAAAAUGGCGCUGACGAGCAAAACUGCUCGGCAAAGCAGUGCACAGCCCAGCAGUUCCGCUGUGACAGCGGUCAAUGCAUCUACGGCAGCUUCAAGUGCGACAACGACAGGGACUGCCUCGACGGCUCAGACGAGGCCUCCUGCCCAAAAACCACCUGUAACCCGCAAUACUUCCAGUGUAACAACUCGAGGUGCGUGCCCGGUAGCUGGCGCUGCGACGGCGAUGCGGACUGCAGUGACUCCUCUGACGAGUGGCCCCAGAACUGUGCGAGCGAGCCCCCCCCCGUGGUGACUUGUGGGGACCACGAGUUACACUGCGCUGAUGGCCAGUGCAUCAACUGGAUGUGGAGCUGUGAUGGAGACAAAGAUUGCGAUGAUGGGUCGGAUGAAGUCAACUGCACUGUCCCUAGCUGUCGCCCCGAUCAGUUUCCGUGUAGUGACGGCACGUGUAUCCACGGCAGCAGUCAGUGCGACAACGUGCGCGACUGCCCGGACUCCAGCGAUGAGAUCGGCUGCCAAGCAGAAAUCGCAUGCGACGCCCCCACUCAAUUCAAGUGCGGCAGCGGGGAGUGCGUCGGCACGGCCAAGGUGUGCGACAAGCAGCAAGACUGUGUAGACAAUUCGGAUGAACCAGUCGGACAGUGUGACAGGAACGAGUGCUUGAUUGCAAAUGGCGGCUGCUCCCACGGUUGCAUUGAUCACAAACUCGGCUACAGCUGCUCCUGCCCUCCUGGAUACGGACUCAAAGCGGACGAAAGAAGCUGUGAAGACGUCGACGAAUGUGCGGACCCGGACAUUUGCAGUCAGAUUUGCAUCAAUGAGCCUGGAGGCUACAAGUGCGAUUGUCACGAAGGCUAUCAGAUGGACCCUGCCAGCAAGACUUGCAAAGCCGUGUUAGGAGCCAGGCCCACACUUUACUUCACCAACAAGCACGACGUGAGGAUGGUGACGGUGGAUCGCCAAGAGUACGAGCCUGUGAUGAGCGAGCUGAAGAACGCGGUUGCUCUGGACAUUGACAUGCCCAACAAGAUCAUCUUCUGGUCGGACCAUUCAGACAAGAAAAUCUACAGCUGCAGGAUCGACGUGGCCGCCAACACGUCCCGGCACAAAGUGGUGAUCGGCGAUGGGAUCGAGGCCCCGGAAGGCCUCGCCGUGGACUGGAUCCACGGCAACAUCUACUGGACCGACGGUUCUUUGCAGACCAUCUCCGUGGCGACGACAGACGGCCGCAAGAGGAAGACGCUGAUCGCUGACAAUAUUCAAAGGCCGAAAGCCAUAACGGUGGAUCCCGUCAACAACUUCAUGUACUGGAGCGACUGGGGCGACGAGGCGAAGAUAGAAAAGAGCGGUUUGAACGGAGCCGACCGCGUCGCCUUGGUAACUGACAACAUAGUGUGGCCCAAUGGAAUCGCCUUCGACGUGGCCAACCAGCGCCUCUACUGGGUGGACUCCAAGUUGCACACGCUGUCCAGUGUGGACGUGAACGGAGGGAGCAGACACACCCUCAUUUUCAGCGAAGAGAACCUCUCACAUCCCUGCUCUCUGACUCUGUUUGAGGAUGAAGUGUUUUGGACGGACGCGGGCCACGGCGCCGUUUUCAGUGCUGACCGGAAGACUGGAGAAAACAUCACGGCGCUCGCCGACGACCUGGACCACCCAGAGGACAUCGUGCUCUACCACGACCUCAAGCAACCCAACGGUUCCAACUGGUGCACAGAGGGCGACGGUAUGAACGGAGGCUGUGAGUUCCUGUGCCUUCCUGCGCCUGUCAUCAACCAACGCUCGCCCAAAUACACCUGCGCCUGCCCUGAUAACAUGAGCAUGGCGCCCGACAUGAGGAAAUGUGCGGCAGCGCCUCCUGCCGUAAGCGACGAGAGUGAGCCACACGAAAGCGCAGUUCCGACAAAUACCACCACCGCGACCUCCACCAUUCGGUCGCAGAAGCCCGACAUCUCCCCCAGACUUCAGCCUUCUGCUCCCGCUCAAGCAAACAGACAUGCAGACGAGCCCGCAGAGGCGCAGUCGUCCCACACUGCUGCUCUCUACAUCACAAUUCCAAUUGUGGCCGUGAUCCCCUUAGUGAUUGGAGCCUUGUUGCUAUGGAGACACUGGCGACUGAGGAACACUAACACCAUCCGCUUUGUCAACCCCGUGUACCAGAAGACCACCGAGGACGAGGAGCAAAGCUUCAGGAACUCUGAAGGCUACGUCCAUCUACAGAGGCAAAUGCUGAGUGUGGAGGAGGACAUAGACACUGCAUGACCACAACAUGCCGAAGAUAUUCAGUUUGAUUGUUUGUUUGUUUUCCAGAACAAUAAUGAAGCCUUUUUUUCUUUUACUUUUUUUUUUUUUUUAAAUAACGUCAUUUUUGUGACUUUGUUUUUGACCGCGGCACCAUCCAAAGAAGCACCGGACACUACGUCUGGAUUAUUGCACAGCUUGUCGUUUGUGACCGUCUGAAUGUAACCAAAGCUUUUUGCAACAUUUCUUCUUCUUCGCUGGUGCCUUGAGCUACUGUAAACGAGGACCCAUUGGGAUGCCGCCCAAUGAUUCAGGAACAGUGAUUCAAAAGCCAAUCCAAUCAGUGACGUCUUACAAGUGUGCCUUUCAGACACUUGCUGGAUGUUGUAGGUCAUUUCCAUUAACUACCUUUUUGAUGCUCACGCCUGUAACUCUACUGUAUGGUCUGUAAGCUUUUAUUUAUUUUUAUUUCUAGUCAUGACAACCGUAAAGGAUGUGAAGGUUUCAAUGACUUGGUCAAAAGUGUGUCUGUCUUCUCCAGAGAGUCGCACUGCUCUACUUAGUGAGGCGUUACGCUCUCGUUGAAUGAAGGGAACUCAAUAUUAGGGCUGGGCGAUUAUGUGGGGGGGGGGAGAAUUAUCACGAUUAUUUUGAUCUAGAAAUCACGAGGAAUAAACACCAUUAUUAUUUAACUACCAAUACUCAACUUUAUAAAUAUAGCUUAAAAGAACCAGAAAAUAAAUUGGUAACAAAAUAUACAACCCUAAUUCCAAUGAAGUUGGAACACAUAAAAACAGAAUACAAUAAUUUGCAAAUCAUGUUCAACCAUUUAAUACACACAGACAAGAUAUUUAAUGUUCUAACAACUUUGUUUUUAGUCAUUAACUUAUAAUUUGAUGGCUGCAACACAUUCUAAAAAAGCUGGGACCGGGUCAUGUUGUUACAUCACCUUUAACAACAUAAACGUUUGGGAACUGACACACUUUCUUGAAGCUUUCCAGGUGGAAUUAUUUCCUGUUCUUGCUCGAUGUACAGCUUCAGCAACAGUCCGGGGUCUCCGUUGUCGUAUUUUACGCUUCAUAAUGCACCACACACUUUCAAUGGGAGACAGGUCUGGACUGCAGGCAGGCCAGUACGAAGCCACGCUGUUGUAACACGUGCCGAAUGUGGUUUUGGCAUUGUCUUGCUGAAAUAAGCAGGUGCAUCCAUGAAAAAGAGGUUGCUUGGAUGGCAGCAUGUGGUUCUCCAAAACCUGUAUGUACCUUUCAGCAUUAAUGAUGCCUGCACAAAUGUGGUGUUACCCAUGCCACUGGCACUAACAGCCCCAUACCAUCACACAUGCUGGCGUUUGAACUUUGCGGUCAUAACGGUCCGGUCAUAACUGUCCAGAUGGUUUUCCCCCCUCUGGCCCGGUCUGAAGGUUUUUUGGUGAUGUAGUGCUGACUGUUUACUGACAUUGGUUUUCUGAAGGCGGCACGGUGGCCACAUGCUGAAUGCAUCAGAAAAUGGAUGGAUGGAGGGUUUACUGAAGUGUUCCUGAGCCCACGUGGUGAUAUGUCGUCGUUUGAUGCAGUCCCGCCUGGGGGAUCGAAGGUCACGGGCAUUCAAUGUUGGUUUCCGGCCUUGCCGCUUACAUGCAGUGAAUUCUCCAGAUUCUCAACCUUUUGAUAAUAAUAUGGACCGUAGAUGAUGAAAUCCCCAAAUUCCUUGCAAUUGUACGUUGAACAUUGUCUUUAAAACUGUUGGACUGGACUAUUUUCUCACGCACUUGUGCUUGUAAAUGACUGAGCAAUUCAGGGAAGGUCCUUUCCCACCCGAUCAUGGCGCCCACCUGUACCCAAUUAGCCUGUUCACCUGUGGGAUGUGUUUGAUGAGCAUUCCUCAACUUGCCACCUGUGCCAGCUUUUUUGGAAUGUGUUUCAGCCAUCUAAGUUAAUCAGUUUUGAACAAAUAUCUUGUCUUUGUAGUGUAUUCAAUUAAAUGGUUAAACAUGAUUUGCAAAUUAUUGUAAUCUGUUUUUGUUUUAACACAACGUCCCAACUUCAUUGGAAUUGGGGUCGUAGUAAUAUAUUACAAAAUACAAAUAAAAAUAAAUAGUCAUGGCUAAAACCAUUGGCUAAAAAAAAUACUUCUCUCAGUAUUAUAUCAACAGAAAUAAUGUUGGUAAUCCUAAUUGACCUAAAACAAGAUUUAUUUAUUUUUGUCAUAUUUUUCGUCUUUUUAUACAAAGCGCCGUUCCUGCUCUCCACUCCUUGGCCUCUUCGGGGCAGCGUGGUGCGAUGUAUGCAUGGAGCUGCAUAUUUAUAGUCAGCUAACGAGUAGAAGAAGAGAGUUGCAAUAAUACUUUUUUUCAAGAUUUGGAAGACUAUGACAGUGAAUAUUGUUACAUCGAUGGCCGUAUAUGUUGCUACGCCGUUUGUGUGAAUAUUCGUUAUUUGAAGGUGAAUCUCGCCCGUGAUCCAAUGCCACUGUUAGCUAACCCUUCAAGUGUUAGCAUAAGUUGGCGAUGUCUUGUAUUUAAAUAUACAAUGUGUGCAUUUUUGUUUUAUUGUUGUUCUGGGCUUAGUUUUACAGUAAACUCCAACUGGGGUGUCAAUAAAUAGCUUAAAGCACGCUCAGGGAGGGCAGAAGCAACACAUGGUGCAUUCAGGGUGCGUUUACAACGCAGGAACUUGCAUGCACGUUUUUGUGAUCGUGAGAAGGCAAAAUUGGAAUCACGAUUACAUUUCGAUUAAUCGCCCAGCCCUAAUAAAUAGUAUGGAGGCGGUUUACGUUCUAAAUGCUCAAGCUGCUAAAUUUCCUGUUCACCAAAAAUGAAUCAGUUUCAAAUGAAGACGUUGAAUGUAAACAAUUUUGUAACUGUUGUCUUUCUGUGUGUGUUGAAUCAGGAAAUAUUCUAAAUUCCCAAGGUUAUUUAUUCAUGGGGUGGAUAUUGGAGAGGUUUUUGAUUGGUGUGGUAUUGCAGUAAAAUCCCAAUCUGAUUCAUAUCCCGGACAUAUUUUGAGUUAGUACUUUUUAUUUGUUGAAUGAGUUUUUUUUGUGUAAACAAUAAGUGAAAAGUAGGAGAAAAUAUUGAUCCGUUGUGUAUUAAAAUUCGUCAUUUCCACUGUUUUGUACGUUGAAAAUUUGGAGGGUGUGCCGUAUUUUGCAUCAGAAUCAACAUACCAACUACAAAAUCUUUACUCCUGCAUCACGAAAGUAGUUAUUUUGGCCAAAGACUGUUGUUCAAAUUAAAAGCAAAAAUGUGUUGAUGAUAUUUUAAAACCACCACUUAAAAGUUAGUCUAUUCACUGUUUCGGUUCAUUUUCAGGCAGGAGCUACACGUUUAACAAACAAAACGUCAGCUCAAAAUGUGUCCGACAUCCUAGCUUACCUAAACAUCUUGGCUACUCUGGUCAAACUGUGCAGCCUAUUAUUUAAUGUGUUCAUAACUGUGUGCUCGUAUGUAGAGACUGCAAUUAAACUUUUGUCGUCGUCGGUGAUGGCAAUAGCAUGGUU